This is a messenger RNA of Triticum aestivum (bread wheat), 1853 nucleotides long. RefSeq lists its product as uncharacterized. The transcript has 3 exons. The coding region runs from base 78 to 1652 and encodes 524 amino acids. NCBI's taxonomy places the organism in Eukaryota, Viridiplantae, Streptophyta, Magnoliopsida, Poales, Poaceae. The record is from RefSeq and is a predicted model, not a curated record. Gene Ontology annotation, molecular function: protein binding.
GCUUCGACGGACCUGGGCCACAAACAGUAGACAGUCCACUACUCCACACCCCCACACCACAUCCAGUCGACGACACCAUGACCCGCCGCCGCCGCCGCCGCCGUGCACGCCCCGCCUCGCCACCGGCGGCGCUGGAAGACGACGACCUCCUACGGAAGAUUUUCCUCCUCCUCCCACCUCAGCCGUCCACCCUUCCCCGCCUCUCCGUCGUCUGCAAGCAGUGGCGCGACGUCGUCACCGACCCCCAGUUCCUCCGCGGCUUCCGCGACCAACACAGGAAACCUCCCCUCCUCGGCCUCGUCAUGGGCCACACCGGGUCCCCCUACUUCAGGUCCGAUCUCGACCCUCCAGACCACAUCCCGCACGAGCGCUUCUUCCCUCGAGACAUCCGCAGCAUGAACAUGGACAUAUUCGACUGCCGCCAUGGGCGCGUCGUCUUCUUCGCCCAACGGCUGGGCGAGGUCGUGCUGUUUGACCCCGCCACGGGAGGCCGCCGUUGUGUGGUCGUUCCACCAGUGUUUCACGGAAAGGAGAUUGGCGUCUUCAACGCCGCUGUGAUUUGUGUUUCCGGCGACGAAGGCCACGUGCACGGCGAUUGCCACACCAGCCCAUUUCAGGUGGUCUUGAUAGGUAUCCACGAUGACAAUAAACGAGCAUUUGCCUCGGUCUACUCAUCGGAGACCGGAACAUGGGGCGAGCUCAUCUCAACAGCAGCAAUUCGGUAUAUGUGUGAACUGAACCGUCCCAGUACCCUUGUAGGGGAUUCUGUUUAUUGGGUGUUUGAUGGCAAUGAGGAUGGCAUACUCAAGUUUGAUUUAGAUAGGCAUAGCCUAGUUAAUAUCGAGAUGCCGGAUUUCAUGUAUUAUAACUGCUCGAGCAGCUUUAAGAUCAUGUCGACAGAUGAUGGCAGUUUUGGCCUUGCUGCCUUGGAAUACCAAAAAUUCGAAAUGUGGGAGAGGGAAGUCGAUUGUGAUGGUGUUGCUGGAUGGGUGCUGCAGAAGACCUUCGAACUGAACACGAUCCUUGGUCUAGGGCCUAUGGGAGGAUGUGAUAAUCUCAUGUUGGGGUACGAUGAAGAUGAUCGUGCGAUUUAUGUAAAGACAGAUAUUGGUGUCUGCAUCAUUCAGCUUGAGACAAUGCAGUUCAGAAAUCUUGGCAAAGAUAAUUUCACGACCACCGCCUAUUAUCCGUACAAAAGUUUCUAUACUGCAGUGAGUGACUUGGCAGUAUGCGAGAGGACUGGUGACCUCUUUGCACCUCUUGCAAAUGAUUACCUCCUUGCUUCAUGGGGUGUAGGAGCAGUAGGAGGUAAUGAAGCAGCUACCUCGAGUGAAACCUUACCGGAUGGAGGUACGGUCGGCAUGUCAAAGCACAUAGAUCAAGGAAAGGAUGCAGAUCCUGUGCCUAGCCGCGCACUAAAACAAACACGAAUUGACGUGAUAUUCAAGAAGGAGACCGAGACAAGAUCAAAGCUUAGCAAAGCUUGGGCAAAAUGGUUUCGGAGCAAUGGUGUUCCUGGAAAUAAAGCAGACUGCCCACUCUUUCGUAGUGCCUUGAAGCUAACACAGCAGCUAGGUACCCGGUUCAUUGCUCCUACAGGCAACGAAAUAGACGGUGCAAAUCUGGAUGCCAGUGAUGAAGAACUUCCGUAGGUAUAUAGAAGGUGAACCGCUUGACAACGUGGGAAAGCUAACUACUUUAUAUCAUGUUUGUACAAACGGCUCGUGACUAUGAACUGGUGAUCCAUGCUUUUGUAAGUUGGUUGUAGGGCUAGUUGAGUACUGCUUCAUGAAGUGUACCGAAUCCUCUUGACCCUUGUUCCUCAUGAGUAUGCGAGCUAUUUUCCUUACUAA